Messenger RNA from Necator americanus (New World hookworm), 1689 nucleotides. RefSeq lists its product as uncharacterized. The transcript is spliced from 13 exons. The record is from RefSeq and is a predicted model, not a curated record. Gene Ontology annotation, molecular function: L-amino acid transmembrane transporter activity. Lineage: Eukaryota; Metazoa; Nematoda; Chromadorea; Rhabditida; Ancylostomatidae. Bases 1 to 1689 code for a protein of 562 amino acids. Gene Ontology annotation, biological process: amino acid transmembrane transport. Gene Ontology annotation, cellular component: membrane.
AUGGAUGAAUCAAGGGAAGAGAGAGACAUGUUACGAAAAGGAGGAGAACAUAUAACGCUUAAGUCUCUGCUGAGUGACGAUGAGGACAAAGACUCCAGGGAAGAUGUUAAAAAGCGUAGCCCUUCGCUAGAAGAUAGUAGCGACAGGAGCGGCGAAGAUGCCGUAGACAGGGGAAAAAGUGAUAAAAGCAGGGGAAAAAGCGACGAAGAUAAACCGCUCGUCCCAUCGGAGAAGAAGAAAGAUCUACCAUUUGGGGACGUCGAUGAAAAGGAUACUGGAAAAGGCCUCAAACGAACACUCACGUUGACCAACUGCGUUACGAUGAUCGUUGGUUGCAUUAUCGGAUCGGGAAUAUUUGUCAGUCCAACAGGAAUCCAAGAAGCUGCUGGUUCUGUCGGUGCUUCGCUGGCUAUGUGGAUCUUAUGUGGGAUGUGGUGUGGAAUGGGUGCUUAUAUUUACGCUGAACUUGGAACUAUGAUUACAAAGUCUGGUGGAGAUUAUGCAUAUAUGAUGGCAGCAUUCGGUCCAUUCUUAGCUUUUUUGAGGCUUUGGAUCGAGAGUAUAGUAGUGAGGCCCUGUGCUAUUACCAUAAUCUCUCUUACAUUCGCUCUUUACCUUCUUCGUCCUAUUUAUCCCACAUGCGAUCCACCAAAAUGGAGUACAGAGAUUAUUGCAGGCUUACUAAUAACUAUUUUGGGUGUUAUCAAUUGCUGGUCUGUAAAGCUUGCAACAUUGGUACAGGACUGGUUCACAUACGCCAAAGUAGUUGCUCUUCUGAUGGUUAUAAUCACUGGAGCUUAUCUCCUAGUCUUUGGUGGACCACAGUACAGAGAUUCAUUUGAAGAUAUUUUUGAAGGAAAUUUCCGGAAUUUCUAUCAAGCAUCGGUUGGAUUCUACUCCGGACUAUUUGCCUAUCAGGGAUGGACCUACUUAAACUUCAUUACCGAAGAACUUAUUAAUCCUAAGAAAAAUCUACCUCUUGCGGUUAUGUAUUCAUGUAUUAUUGUUACUAUAAUUUAUGCACUGUUUAACGUCGCCUUAUAUGUAGUCGUCUCACCUGAUGAAAUGGUUGCCAGCCCUGCUGUUGCCGUAUUGUUUGCUGAAAAAGUGUACGGUAAAUUUGCCUUCGUGAUGCCGUUAUGUGUGGCAAUCUCGACUGUUGGUUCAGCAAACGGUGGAAUUAUGACAAGCUCAAGAUUGUUUUAUUGUGGUGCACGCGAAGGUCAGAUGCCGGUGUUGCUGACCAUGAUAAAUAGGAGAUUGCGUACACCCAUACCUGCAGUGACUUUUACGUGUGUUGUAUCUAUCGGUUAUCUUUUCUUGUCCAGCAAUCUUUACGUACUAAUUAAUGCUAGCCAAAUAACAGCUUGGUUAGCAAUCACUGUGGUGGCGAUAGCGUUGCUGAGAUUGCGGUGCAAAUAUCCGGAUGCACCGAGACCGGUUAAGGUGAAUUUAAUUAUCCCGAUUGUAUUUGUGAUUGGUUCAUCUUGUAUCGUUAUUCUCCCUAUAUUCGGUUCGCCAGCCGACACAGCAACUGGGCUUGGUAUUCUUUUCUCAGCUGUCCCUAUUUAUGUCAUAUUUAUUAGGCUUGGUAAGUUGCCAGAUGUCAUCAGAAGGGCAAUGUUUGAAUUCACUGUGUUCUGGCAAAAGCUUUUCAUGGUGGUAGAUGAUAACGAGUACAACAAAUGA